CAUUGUGUAUCCGCCCAUCCCUGCUUGUUGUGAAGCAAGGCAAGAUGGCGGCGCCGCUGGAAGUGGUCGUGAGCAGCGACUCCAACUCGCAGCUGUGGAACAGCACCGUGUUCGACGUCCACAGCGGCUCCAGCCUGCUGUCCUACCGCGGGGGGAACAGCUCGGCCCGGACGUUGUGUGUGUUGAACGGGGAGUACUUGCUGUCCGCCCAGCUGGGCAAGAACUUCAUCAACGUGUGGGAGAUUCAGAGGAAGGACCAGAUGCAACAGAAGAUCGUGUGUCCAGGUGUGGUCACCUGUGUCAGCGCCUCCGCGGAUGGACUCUUUUUGGCCGCCGGAGUCGCCGAAGCGGUCUACUUGUGGGAGGUGUCCACAGGCAAGCUGCUGUCCGUCGUCAACCGCCACUAUCAGGACGUCACCUGUCUCAAGUUCACGGACGAGAGCAGCCAUUUUGUGUCUGGAGGAAAGGACAGUGUUGUUCUGGUGUGGAGUCUCAGCAGCGUGAUCCAGGUGGACUUAAGCCACUCCCCCGAGCCUCGCCACGUCCUGUCUCGACACUCUCUGCCAAUCACAGACCUCCACUGUGGCAUGAUGGGAGCUCAGGCCCGAGUCGCCACGGCGUCUUUGGACCAGACCGUCAAGCUGUGGGAGGUGUCUUCAGGCGAGCUGCUCCUCUCCGUCCUCUUUGACGUGGAAGUCAUGUCCGUGACCCUUGACCCGUGCGAGUACUUCCUGUUCUGUGGCGGCAGCGACGGCAACAUCUUCCAGGUGUCCCUGUGCACCCAGGGCGUGACGCGCGACAAGAUGUUCCAGGGCGACGCCGACGGGAACCGGACGUUCAAAGGACACAGGGGCGUGGUGACCUGCCUGUCGGUGUCCAUGGACGGCACUCUUCUGGUGUCGGGGUCACAUGACGAGUCGGUGCGACUGUGGGACGUUCAAAGUAAACAAUGCGUGCGCUGCUUCGCCCACAAAGGUCCGGUGACAAACGCCGACAUCAUGGUGGCGCCGGCCAACAUGUUCCUGCCCGACUCAAGACCCUCCGUGCCCCUGCCGCGCUUCAGCCGCCACCUGCUGGAGAGCGACGGCGGCGGCGACGACAAGUCCGGGGACGUGUGCGUCCGCCUCGGACUCCACACUCAGGAGGAGGAGGAGACGUACGUGCAAAAGGCGGAAAGGCUCAAGUUGUUAAUGAACGCCGUGACCGACAAGUCGCUGUUCGGAGACGGCGAGAACACGAAAGUGCGAGUGGCCGAGCUGGAGGAGGAAGUUCAAACUCUGAAGAAAAUCAACAAAGAUUUGUACGACUUUUCCAGUCAGCUGCUGACAAAAUCCACGUAAACGCACAAGAUUUUUUUUUUUUUUUAUUGAAAAAUGUUUUUCAGCAACUGACAAUAAAACACAGAUGGGAAAAAAAGGCAUUUGUGUUUU
This is a messenger RNA of Entelurus aequoreus (snake pipefish), 1430 nucleotides long. It is a transcript of the gene wdr18, whose product is annotated as WD repeat domain 18. The transcript is spliced from 10 exons. Lineage: Eukaryota; Metazoa; Chordata; Actinopteri; Syngnathiformes; Syngnathidae. Gene Ontology annotation, biological process: DNA-templated DNA replication; rRNA processing. The record is from RefSeq and is a predicted model, not a curated record. Gene Ontology annotation, molecular function: protein binding. Gene Ontology annotation, cellular component: nuclear pre-replicative complex. Bases 45 to 1340 code for a protein of 431 amino acids.